AUGUCUUCCCUAUACACGGCCCACCUCCAGCAACACGACGAGCACCUUCGAGACUACUGCCAAGGGAAGAUGCAUAACCAGGCCGAAUAUGAUUCGCCAAGUGACUACUGCCGGCCUUAUUCCCAAUCCCCGAGUUCUCCUAGCAGCAUGGCGAGUCCCCAUCUUGGCCCUGACCAGUUCGGCACCGAGGCAACCGGAACCCAAGAACUCUUUGGGGUGCUAUCACCGGGGCCGGCAGAUGGCUAUAGCAAUACGCACUACUUCCCCUUGCAGCGAUCUCUUGAACACCCCGACGACUCCGGCCAUAUACCAGAAAACCAAUUCGCGGACCUUGCUCAAGCUUACCAUUUCCGUCUGGGGAGUCCUCUCCCAAUGCCAAGUUUGGUGUUGGAAACCCCGGGGGCAGCCACUUUACCCAUGGAGAAGGCUAUUCCUUGCCCUCUCGCAGUCUCCACACCGGUCCGGAAACUGGCCACGAUGGUUUCAGCGAUGCUGGGGACAUCCCCGCCAGCGGAUACCAGCCUGAAUACAUGGACGUGGACAGGGCCUCUCCGAGCGGCCCGCAGGAGCAGCAUUGACGUCGUCGACAUCCAGGCCCGAUACUGGGCGGAAGCGUGGCCGCCAAACCUCCAAGCUUCCGGCAAGUGCCGCAAGAACGAGUGGAAACGGCACGUGCUUUCCCAGCACCUCAUCCUUGACUAUUGGCUCUGCACCGAUCCCGCAUGCGUGAGGAGCCGCCCCGAUACUAAGGGCACCAUAUUCAACAGAAAGGACCUUUACACCCAGCAUGUUCGACGAAUGCACGUGCCAGAACACUUCAAGGACUCGGUCAAUAGCAAGUCCCCCGAUCCCGCGUGGGAAGCCAGGCUCCGAGAGAUGCAGAUGGGGGCCCGGCAAACCCGAUGCCCUCUGCCCGAAUACAUGCAGUGUCCCGCAGAGAACUGCCACGCCGAGUUUAAGGGUACCAGCGCUUGGGAUGAUCGCAUGGAACAUGUGGCGAGGCAUCUCGACAAGCCGCAUGAACCUCGGGUCGUCUUUGGUGGCACCCAAGAUGACACCCUCACUAACUGGGCGGCUAGCCCCAAGGUCAACAUCGUCCGUCAAGUAGGGCCAGCUAAGUGGGAACUGGUAGUCCCCCUCAAGACCACCGCGAAGGAGCUUGUGGCGGCGAGGAAGGGAAAUUCUAGCAUGCGGUCCCACGACUCUGAUAAGGACGCAGAAUGCGAUUCCGAAUAG
Molecule: messenger RNA, 1236 nt
Organism: Parascedosporium putredinis
Lineage: Eukaryota; Fungi; Ascomycota; Sordariomycetes; Microascales; Microascaceae
Source: the annotation of a GenBank genome assembly